AUGAACUAUUUAAUUUAUAUACCAGAUUUGGAAAACAAAAAAAUUUCAACCUGUUAUAAGUCGAAACGAAAUAAAGAAGAAGUAAUAUCUAAUAUUUCUAAUGAUCCAAAUCGAAUCAGUGGUCACCCCAAUGUAAACUCUUUCUCGACAAAUAAUAAUCUGGGACCAAAUCUUUCCUUCGAAAAUAAUAAUGUUAAAUCAACUUCUGCCCCUGAAAAUGAUGAUAUAGAAUUGAAUUCUAUCUCUAUCUCUGAAAAUAAUUAUGUAGAAGACGGAAACAUUUAUGAAUUUAUUGAAGAAAAUAUUGAUGUUAUAACCGAGAAAUUUAAUGAUGACCAAUUAAAAAAUGAUGUUAAAGAAUUUUGGAAAUACGAUAAAGCUUUAUUACAGAGAGAAGCUAAUAUCUCAGCUGGUUUGGAAAAAGAUGAUGUUCCUAUUAGAAAAUCUCACCCACAAGCGUAUCAUGUAAGUCGCUCUUACGAUAAUUUCAACUUUGCACUUCUAAAUGUGGGGAAAAAUGAACCGAAGGUCGAUGCGAUGAUCAUGAUUCAAAAUUUGGAUAAUACAUUCAAGAAUAUGACCAAAGAAGAGAUGAACGAAGCGCUUAAACAGAUUGAAAAUAAAUCCGAAUCAAGUGAAGAAAUUAUUUAUUAA
This is a messenger RNA of Funneliformis caledonium, 654 nucleotides long. The record is from the annotation of a GenBank genome assembly. Lineage: Eukaryota; Fungi; Glomeromycota; Glomeromycetes; Glomerales; Glomeraceae.